This is a messenger RNA of Amphiprion ocellaris (clown anemonefish), 4628 nucleotides long. RefSeq names its product ATP-binding cassette, sub-family G (WHITE), member 5 (gene abcg5). Gene Ontology annotation, biological process: cholesterol homeostasis. Lineage: Eukaryota; Metazoa; Chordata; Actinopteri; Pomacentridae. Gene Ontology annotation, cellular component: plasma membrane. Bases 157 to 2130 code for a protein of 657 amino acids. The record is from RefSeq and is a predicted model, not a curated record. Gene Ontology annotation, molecular function: ATP hydrolysis activity; ABC-type transporter activity; ATP binding. The transcript is spliced from 14 exons.
UGUUUAUGGUUGCUGAGAACCCACUGAUCUCACACUGCUGCUCUGUACAGGGAACAGGCGCAGAGAAACACAGUCUGGGACUAAAAGAAUAUUAACAAACUGAUGUGAAACAGACUUGGUAGAGUGGCCGUUUGGAGCAGAAGGCUGGCCGGAGCCAUGAACAGAAUAUAUUCAAUGCAGGCGGUGGAGCAGGAGAACGGGACCAAAUUGAAGGAGUCCUACAGGAACGUGUCGGAGGUGAAGAGGGAUGUAUACAAGGACGAAGCAGAGGAACGAUCAGAGCCGUCCUGUUGUCUCAGCGUCAGUAAGAUCUCCUACACAGUCAGUGAGCGUGUUGGUCCGUGGUGGGAUUUACCCUCAUACAGGAAGCGAUGGACUCGUCAGAUCCUCAACGAUGUCUCCUUCCACGUAGACAGUGGACAGAUUAUGGGCAUCCUGGGCAAUUCAGGCUCUGGGAAGACCACACUGUUGGACGCCAUCUCAGGGAGGAUUGGAAACAGCGGCACACUGCUGGGUGAUGUCUACGUUAAUGGCAGGAAACUGAAGAGAGAGGAGUAUCAGGACUGCUUCUCCUACGUACUGCAGAGUGAUAACUUGCUGAGCUAUCUGACAGUGGAGGAGACUCUGACCUACACAGCCCAGCUGGCCCUGCGGAAACACUCGGUUGAAGCCAUCAAGAAAAAGGUGUCGGCGGUGAUGGCCGAACUGAGUCUGAGUCAUGUGGCUCACAGUGUCAUUGGAGGUCGAGUUUUCCCAGGGAUCUCUGGUGGUGAGAGGAGGAGGGUCUCCAUCGCCAGCCAGUUACUUCAGGACCCGAGGGUGAUCCUAUUGGACGAGCCGACCACCGGCCUGGACAGUAUGACGGCCAAUCAGAUCGUGGUGUUGCUGGCAGAGCUGGCGAGGAGGAACCGUAUCGUCAUAGUAACCAUCCACCAACCGCGGUCUGAGCUCUUCAGGGUGUUCAGCAGGAUCGCUAUAAUGAGUCGUGGGGAGCUCGUAUUCUGUGGGCAGCCAGAGGAGAUGGUGAACUUCUUCAGUCAGUGUGGAUAUGAGUGUCCAGAGUACUGCAACCCCUUUGAUAUCUAUGUUGACUUCACCUCGGUGGACACACGCAACAGCGAGAGGGAGGCGGCAACGUUCAAUCGCAUGCACGAGAUUACUUUGUCCUACCAGAGGUCGGGCAUCUACCAGAGCAUGCUGGGAAAAACGGAGCAGAGCCUGCAGCGAUCAGACAAGCCGGUCAUCCCCUUCAAGAGCAAAGAGUCACCCAGUGGUGCUGCCAAACUUGAAGUUCUGGUCAGGCGAACAGCAAGAAACCUGUCCAGAGACAGGAUGGGCGUCCUGAUGCGUCUGUCCCAGAACCUGAUCUACGGUCUGUUUGUGGCCUUCUUCGUCAUGCGUUUGGACGACGACGUCACCAAGGGCGCAGUGCAGGAUCGCAUUGGCAUCAUCUACCAGAGCGUUGCUGCUUCGCCCUACACCGGCAUGCUGAACGCAGUCGCUCUCUUCCCAUCACUGCGAGCCAUCAGUGAUCAGGAGAGUCAGGACGGCCUGUACAGCAAAUGGCAAAUGUUUUUGGCCUACAUCUUCCACAUUCUGCCCUUCAGCAUCCUCAGCGUCAUCAUCUUCACCUCCUUCCUUUACUGGACGGUGGGGAUGCACCCUGACAUUUUCCGUUUCCUGUGUUUCACUGCUGUAGUUCUGGUGCCACAUAUUAUAGGUGAGCUGCUGACUGUAGUGCUGCUGGGAGUGGUCCAAGACCCGAACAUGGUCAACACUGGUGUGGCUCUGCUCAAUAUUGCAGGGAUCCUGGUGGGAUCUGGCUUCCUAAGAAGCACCCAGCAGAUGCCCAUGGUAUUCCAGUGGCUCAGUUACCUGACCUUCCAGAAGUACAGCUGUGAGCUGCUCAUCGUCACAGAAUUCCACGGCCUCCAGUUCACAUGCAAUAAUUCCAGAUCUUUGCCUGGAGCCUGUACGGUAACUCAGGGCAGUCAGAUCAUUGAACAGGGCUACCCUGGAGCUCUGUCCCGAUACACACUAGACUUCUUGCUCCUCUACGCCUUCCUCCCUGCCUUACUGCUGCUGGGCAUAAUCGGCUUCAAGAUCAGGGACAAGCUUGUACGUCACUGAAACCACAGACACAAAUUUGUGAGAGACUCUUCUGUUUGAACAGAAACAUGAACUUUGGUUCUGAUGAUCUUAUACAGAUUAACAGUGUGAUGGAAUACAUUGAAGUGCUAUGGCCCUACUUUAAAGUUAUACUUGGAUACAAGGUGUACAGCAAAGCAGCGUGUUUGCUGGGAUCCCUCCCACUUUUUGCCAAAAUCACAGAGAAAAACAUCUUGAGUAAUGUUGAUGCCAAUUCCAGCGCCCAAAAUAAUAGCUGAAGCCUUUGUAAAUGAUGCUUAGGAGUUCAAGAUGAGUUCAAGGGAAAUUUUGGAGGAAAUCUACAGAAGUGUGUUGGAUUCACAAUAGAAAAACAAAACUGUUAAGUUGUCUUGUAAUUAUGUCAAGUCAAGUCACUGUUAUUUGUGUAGCACAAUGAAAACAGGCAUCAACCAAAGUGGUUUCUAAUAAAGAAAUAAGACUAACAUUCAAAAUUUACCUGACCAUUUUAAAUAUUCAGGUUGAGACCCUGCAGGAAUAUAUAUUGGUGUUGGGGUGCAUUAAGUGAGGGGUCAGGGUGUCCUCCCCCCAACAAAUUAUUAUGCAUUGUGGUAAGUUUUUAUGCACUAAUUUGUGUCUUUUCUUCAUUAGUUAAUGAUGGCCAAGUCUUUACUUAUGUAAAGGAAAACGCAAAAUUCUGACACAUGGUGACAGUUUGAAAUACAACUAUAGAGGACAAUAAUGGAGUAAUGGUCAGAUAUUAAGCAUUGCUUUGGAAACAUUAAUCCUGCUGUAGAUCAGCUUUUCUCAUUUAAUAUUGUCUCUGGUGAGCUGGGUUCUAUUUGUUCCCUGUGCUUUUCUUUGUUCUUGUACAUAUAUACAGUCAUGGAAAAAAUGAUCAGACCACCCUUGUCAACAAAAACAAUGGUUAUGCAAUCAAGAAGUACUAACUCCUGUGUGUAUCACGUGACUAAAACAGACAGAAAAGAAAACAUGGAAUGCCUAAAAGCUGUUUUUGGCAGUACAAUGUCAUAGCUAUUGAUCUAAGAACUUAAGUAAUUUUGGUUAUUAUCAAGAAAACCAUGGAAAAUGUUUAGAUAUCAGCUCUUAAACUCUUAUGAGCUAUUUUUGCUGUUAUCAUAUUUGUCCAAACAAAUGUACCUUUAGUUGUGCCAGGCAUUAAAAUGAACAAAAUGAACAACAAAACAAGGGUGGUCUAAUAUUUUUUUCCAUGACUGUAUAAUCUGUUUAAUUACUUUCUUGUGCCUCUAAACAUGGCUUCUUUCUCAUUUUUUAAAGCCAGUUUCAAUUGCGUGUCACAAGCAUAGACUGUAUAAUAAAAACAAAUCUUUAUUAUACAGUCUAUGGUCACAAGUCACAGCCAUUCAGCUUUCUUGUGCACUUGCCUUAUCAUUUUCAGUUGUGUUAAACCAGUCUAUGUGCUAAACUAGCAUCUCGCUAAAAUUUAUCAAAGAAUAAUUGUUUUAGGUGAAGUAUUUCUUUCUCUCCCUGAAAACCAAAGUUUCCCUGUUUACCUCAAAACCAAGGACAUGUAAACUCAUUCAGCUAAAGUGGUAAAUGAAAGGUUUAGGCAUCAUUUUGCAGGAGAAAGGCUGCCAAAAAAAUUAGCCCAGUCCUUAUAGCAUCUCUGAUCAGCCUUAGCAUGACUCUAAAAAAGCAAGGUAAUUUGAAAAAUUGGAUUGACACAUUUAUAGUAGGAAGGAUGUAGAAAAUACAAACUCACCGUUUGCCCUGCAAUCAUUUCCAGUCAUUUAAAUGGUGCAAAUAUCCAAAAACAGAAUAAACAAAAUCAGGAAAACAUAAAUGUUCGAAGAUGGCGCCGGACGUCUUCUUCACUUCCGGUUUAGAGUGCUGCGCAGACUCAGUGCUGCCGCUGGUGGUGACUGAAAUAGAUUUUUAAAAAUUAUUUAUUGUUCCUUUUUAGUUCUUCUCCAUUCUUUUUCUCAAAAGUUCGUUCAAACUUCAAAAUGCUCAGCCAGUUUAACUACAUGGGCUUUUAUUUUUUAAUUAAUUAAAAAUGUAUGAAAUUCCUCCAUUAUUACAAAACUCCCUGUUAAAACCUUUCACAUGCAUUCAUUCUGUCAUUCAACAUUUAAGACUGCUGCAGCUUUGGAUAUUAAAGGCUUUUUAAAGAAAGCUUAAUUAAAUGCUUUUUAAGACGUUCCAGCAGCUACAGAUAUUCUAUAAAUUACAUGAAGCUUAAAUUGCUAUAAAUAUGCGUUGUGUAUUGCCUGUAGCAUUUUCUUCUGUGUCUGUGUGCUAAAAUACUGUGAUUGUUGAUGCAACAGUGUAAACUCCUUUAUUUUUCUACAACACACUGUAUUAUUGGUAAAAGAAAAAAAUACAGUUUUGUUCUGUUUACUAUAAGUUGUAUUGAUUACAAAGUUGUAAAAGAAAAAAACAAUAUAAAACACAUGUAAGUAAAUAUUGCAAAUUGUAUACUGUAUGUACAUUAGUAUGUGUUGUAUGUGUGCAAUAAAGUUGAUGUUUCAUGUCUCCAA